Molecule: messenger RNA, 177 nt
Organism: Aspergillus nidulans FGSC A4
Lineage: Eukaryota; Fungi; Ascomycota; Eurotiomycetes; Eurotiales; Aspergillaceae
Exons: 2
Coding region: 1-177 (58 amino acids)
Source: RefSeq, a predicted model, not a curated record
AUGGGCCCAGGCGCAACGGCAAUGGAACCUUCAGCCGACACUCUCGAUGGCUAUUCGAUGGAGGGUAUGAUGGUUGCAAACUCCUCGUGCUACCCGAUUCGGACGGACUGUCUCACGGCGUUGACGACAAUUGACCUCCAAGCCUUUUGGUACAAUCAAAUCCCCUUUAUAUUGUGA